AUGGCCUCCGACGGCUUCCUCUCUUUCGUCUCCGCCCUCUUCGGCUGGGUCUAUUUCCUCGCCUGGAGCAUUUCCUUCUAUCCCCAGGGGUUGCUCAACUGGAGCCGGCGCUCCACCUCGGGAACCACCGUCGACUUUCACUUCAUCAACAUUCUCGGCUUCUUUGCAUACUUUGUCUCCAACGCUGCAUUCUACUACUCCUCUGAAGUCCGUGCUCAAUAUGCCGCCCGGAAUCACGGCCUUGAGCCCACCGUCCAGUUCAACGACAUCACCUUUGCCCUCCAUGGCAUCGUCCUCUCGCUCGUUGUAUCGUCCCAGUAUCUCCUCUACCCGCUCUGGGGCUUCAAUGUGAGCCCAAACAACCGUCCGAGCCGCUUCAUCCUUGGCGUCGCCGCCGGCUGCAUCACCGGUGUCGCUUUUACCUACAUGCUUGUUGCUUCGUCCGCCGGACAUGAUCCCCUGGUCGACUGGGUAACCCUUGACAUUGUCUACGCCAUAGGCUAUGUCAAACUCAUCAUCACCCUGAUCAAAUACAUGCCUCAGAUGCUUCUCAACUAUAAAAACAAGAGCACCGAGGGCUGGAGCAUCGUGCAGAUCCUCCUCGACCUCACUGGUGGCAUCCUCAGCGUCGGCCAACAAGGCAUUGAUAGCUACCUCCAGCAUGAUUGGAGCGGCAUCACUGGUAACCCUGCCAAGUUUGCACUUGGCCAAAUCUCCAUGAUCUACAAUGCCAUUUUCAUAACUCAACACUACGUCCUGUACCGUAACGCCACUCCCAGACGCAACCCAGAGAACGACAGGCUACUGGCCGACGAGGAGCGAAGGAUAGACUAA
Messenger RNA from Ilyonectria robusta, 834 nucleotides. RefSeq names its product PQ loop repeat-domain-containing protein. NCBI's taxonomy places the organism in Eukaryota, Fungi, Ascomycota, Sordariomycetes, Hypocreales, Nectriaceae. Gene Ontology annotation, biological process: L-cystine transport. The record is from RefSeq and is a predicted model, not a curated record. Gene Ontology annotation, cellular component: fungal-type vacuole; vacuolar membrane. The transcript has 2 exons. The coding region runs from base 1 to 834 and encodes 277 amino acids. Gene Ontology annotation, molecular function: L-cystine transmembrane transporter activity.